Neodiprion virginianus is the source of this 1460-nucleotide messenger RNA. RefSeq lists its product as uncharacterized. Bases 284 to 1240 code for a protein of 318 amino acids. The transcript has 6 exons. The record is from RefSeq and is a predicted model, not a curated record. Lineage: Eukaryota; Metazoa; Arthropoda; Insecta; Hymenoptera; Diprionidae.
GGAACGCGUUGCCCAGAGCCGUGUCUAGUGGUCGCCGACGGUAGUGAAAAUUAACGCGUACUUAUGGCCGAAAUUCGCAGCUUCUGCUUCACCGGUUGAAUAAUUGAAACUAAAACCGAAACUGACGAGUGAAAGAAGAAUAAAUCGGUGAGAGGGAAACUGCAGCUGUUGGUAAAAAUCGUGGAAAUUGAAUGACCGUGUGAUAUAGAAGAAAAUUAUUGGGUACGGCCCUGGAAGCCUGCAGGGAGCUCUCGCCCGGUAUAAAACGGAUAUAUUCUCUCUCAUGAGUGCAUUUUGCGAAAUGGUAUUAACCAUGAAAGUGAUCAAAGCGUUGGUUUUCGUGUUAAUCGGUGUUCAACGAGCAGCCAGCUCCGGGCCAUUCGUCCAGGAAGCGCUUGCCAAAGUCUUCGGGCAUUGGACUCCAUACUCAAACGUCAGAACGAUUCAGUUGUUGAAUCAGCUGUGCAACGAGUCGCAGAAGGACGAUGAGGUCAGAACCGAUGCCUGCUACGGGUGCUUCUUCAGGUCCAGCAAUCAGCCCCCCGGAUAUCCGAUGCUUCUGACGAUGGCUUCCUGCGCGGACACGUAUCUCGACAACACGGAUUACGGACACUGCCAAAGCUACUUGAGGAACGCAACGAAUUCAAUAUCCACCCGCACAAGUCCGGGCGUCAUUUACUGUUCGUUUCUGGAGUGCAUCCGUCAAGUGAACAAGAACAUGCUGGAAGCGAACGAGGUUGCGCCACCGAUCGAUCAGAGACGAUUGCAGGCUCGAGGGACGUCGAGCGUAUUGACAGCGAGUAACAACAAUGAACACCACUCCCACUAUUUUGCAAGCUUCCACUUUAGCCGACGAAACCUGCAGCGGAGGAAGUCGAUCUGCGUCAUUGUCGACGGACGCAAAAGUGAUGGGAACACCAUCGCGCAGUGCGUCAACGAGGCUAAGGCCAUGUUCUCAAACUUCAAAUGUGCCGACUUUCAGCUAACCCAGCUUUUCGUCAACGCUACCGUCUGCGUAUUGGCGAAGACACGGUGCAGCUACUUGAACCCCAUCACCGGCAUCACACAAGAGAAUGAGUUAGCGAAUAAACUGAACAUCGUAUCCAUCAACGCUCUUCAGGUCAACACCGAUUACGACUUGAACAUCAUUCGGGUGCCUUUUGUGAACCCGGCCCAGGGUGACGAGUGUGGGAAGUUUCGCAACGUUGACCAAGCUUCCUGGCCCUCGGCCGAAUGCUAGCCACCCAUUUUCUCAAGCGACGCGACGACGAUCUGGAGCGAAAAGAAAACGGAUCUAAUCUUCGAGGCGAUCGAACAGACGUACCGGAAGAGCGGAUAACUGUACAGGCAGCGACUCGAGCUAUCUCACCAUGUUUUCGCUCAUAUUAUUUUUUUCCAUCGACCAACAGCGCCUUUUCAAUCUAAUCGAAAACAUGUUUUCGUUGCGUAGAUUCUUUUUC